Penicillium pulvis is the source of this 1233-nucleotide messenger RNA. RefSeq lists its product as uncharacterized. The coding region runs from base 1 to 1233 and encodes 410 amino acids. Lineage: Eukaryota; Fungi; Ascomycota; Eurotiomycetes; Eurotiales; Aspergillaceae. Gene Ontology annotation, molecular function: FAD binding. The record is from RefSeq and is a predicted model, not a curated record. The transcript has a single exon.
AUGGCUCUCAAAAUCCUAAUUUGCGGUGGAGGCUGUGCUGGUCCAGCACUAGCCUUCUGGCUCGCCCGCAGUGGUCACCAAGUGGUUGUGGUGGAGCGCUAUCCUGUCUUAAGAGCUACAGGUGCUCAAAUCGAUCUACGAGGGCAAGGCAUUGAAGUCGCCAAACGAAUGGGUCUCAUAGACGCCAUACGCAGCAAGCUUGUCGAUGAAGAUGGGGUGGCCUUUGUAGAUUCUGAUGGGAAGAUCCACGCAACCAUUAUGGCCAACAAGACCGGAAAAGGCGCACAGUCUCUGACAUCAGAGUAUGAGAUCAUGCGCGGCGACCUCGUCCGCAUCUUACACGAUGCUACAAAAGACAACGUGAAAUACAUUUUCGGCCAAAUGGUUGAACAUUUCGAACAAGAUGAGAAAGAAGUGAUCGCCCAUUUCUCCGACGGGUCAUCUGAUACAUUUGAUAUCCUUGUCGGUGCGGAUGGACAAGGAUCUCGCAUUCGCAAAGCGAUCCUGUCUCCGGAUUCAGAUCCUUACCUCAGAUUGGGUGUUCACAUGGCCUACUGGUUCAUUCCACGUGCUGAGGGAGACAACAAUAUCCGCAAGACCUAUAGCUGCUCGGGUGGUCGAAUGAUCAUGCGCCGAACGCAUAAUCCGACAGAGAGCCAAGUCUACUUUACACUCCGAGACUCUACUCCAAAUAUCUCGAGUAUUCACAGAGCUUCGAUAGAACGCCAGAAAGAGUUUUGGACUCAGCGAUAUCACGGUUCUGGAUGGCAAACUGAUCGAUUUCUGGAAGGCAUGAAGACUACCCAAAACUGGUAUUGUCAGGAGGUCGUUCAAAUUCGAACCAACACAUGGUCCAAGGGCCGUGUGGUGCUGCUUGGGGAUGCCGCUCACUGCCCUUCGCCGUUUAGUGGCAUGGGAACCAGUGUAUCUCUCGUCGGUGCUUACAUUUUGGCGGGCGAGAUCUGUCGGAGCCCGAAGAAUCUUUCGCAGGCAUUCUCUGAGUAUGACAAGACUUUGCGGCCAUUCGUGGACGAGAUCCAGAAGAUGAACCCUCGUCUUCUGAGAUAUGCUUUGCCUGAAUCGGAUUAUGGAGUUGCAAUUAUACGUUGGAUUGUGUGGUUGAUCUGUUUACUUCAUAUCCCCCAGCUGGUUGCAAGGUAUUCCAGUGAGAACCGGGGUGGAUGGCUUGUUCCAAAUUAUCCAGAGCUUCAGCGAAACGAAGCAAUGAGAUAG